GGCCGUCAUUGAAAAUAAGAAUUUGGUCUUAACUGACUUGCCUAGUUAAAUAAAGGUAUAUAAAAAAAAAUGCCUUGUCCUCUUCAACACUCACACCUGUGUUAACGAAAGAAUCACUGGCAUGAUGUUAGCUGGUCCUUUUGUGGCAGGGCUGAAAUGCAGUGGAAAUGUUUUUUUUUUAGGAUUCAGUUCAUUUGCAUAGCAAAGAGGGACUUGGCAAUUAAUUGCAAUUCAUCUGAUCACUCUUCAUAACAUUCUGGAGUAUAUGCAAAUUGCCAUCAUACAAACUGAGGCAGCAGACUUUGUGAAAAUUAAUAUUUGUGUCAUUCUCAAAACUUUUUGCCACAACUGUAGUCUAUAUUUGCAUCAAAGCUCAUCUGUUCAUCUGGCUGUUUGUUUUGAUAUGAAAAUGCUGGCUACCAAUUUAUCUUGUCAUUACAGUCUGUUCUGAUUAUUUUGAAGAAAACAUAAUGCUGUAUCUUCAAGAAUGGUGGGGUCAUGAAAAACCCAGCUCCUUGGUUGUGGAGUAGAGGAGAAGUAGUGCAUCGUGGGUGAUUCACAGACAAGACAGGGAGGCGAUGGAGGAAGAUGAGCGGGCUGUAGAAUUCAAGGGUCUGUUUGAGGACCCUGCCUUCAUCUGUGAGGACUCCCUGUUCUCAGACUACUCCACCCCUAUCGCCAGGUUCCAGGAUGACAUCACAUGGCUCCGGCCACAGGAGAUCUGCCCGUCUCCUGCACUCUUCCCUGACAACACCAAUGACGGCCAUGCAAAGCAAGGCCUCCUGGGAGACUGCUGGUUCCUCUGUGCCUGCACAAUCUUACUGAAGUACCAGCAUUUGAUGAACAAGGUGGUGCCCCCUGCCCAGCCCCAGUGGGGGGAGAGGGGGUACCGGGGCUCCUUCCUCUUCCGUCUCUGGCAGCAUGGCUGCUGGACAGAGGUAACCGUUGAUGACCGGCUGCCCUGCCUCAACGGAAAGCUCUGCUUCUCGCGCUGCCAAUCCCCCACUGCUUUUUGGGUUGCUCUGCUGGAGAAGGCCUACGCCAAGCUGCAGGGGUCAUAUGAGCGCCUAUGGGCGGGGCAGGUCUCUGAGGCCCUGGUAGACCUGACAGGGGGGCUGGCGGAGCGCUGGAGCCUGGGGGAUUGUGGGACAGAGGAGGACCAGGGUCGGGGGUCAUCUGACAGUGACUGGGUCAGGAGGAGGAGGCUGGAUCUGGACCUGCUGCAUGCGGUCAGAGAGGGCUGUUCAGUCAGCUGCUCUGUACACAGCGCCCCCGGAGGUGCCAGUGAGUUGGGGCAGUUCCAUGCCCUGAGUGUGAUGGAGUGGGUGGACGUGAGGACGGUGGAACGGGGAGGAGUACGUCUAAUCAGGAUCAGAAACCCCUGGGGCAGACGCUGCUGGGAGGGAGCAUGGAGAGAGAGUGGAGAAGGCUGGAACUCUCUGGACCCGGCCUGUACUCUGAACUUGCUGGGCCGGGCCCAGGAGGCAGAGUUCUGGGUGGACGAGACUGAAUUCCUGUUGCAGUUUGAUGAUGUCACAGUGGGGUAUCCUAUCAAUGAGGAGGGACACCUGCAGAGCAUCUAUUCUGGAAAGCUGCUGACUCAUAGCCACCAAACCAGCGAUCGCUGGGUCAAAGGUCACUCAGCAGGUGGUUGCCGUAACAACAGUAGCUUUGGCAGCAACCCUCAGUUCUGGCUUCGGGUGUUUGAGAGGGGAGAGGUGCUGGUGUCUCUGCUACAACACAGAAGGUAUAGCAGGAACACAGGACACCACUACACACAGUCACCAGAAGAGGGCAGCAGCACCACACAACACCAGCACUACCAGGCCAUCGCUUUGCACAUGUGGAAGGUAGAGAAGAAGUGUUUGAACCUGUCUGGGACUCUGAACAGCCCUCCCUGUGCCUCCACACACUGCCACGCCUACGAGCGUGAGGUGGUACUACACACACACCUGGACCCUGGCUGCCACCUGCUCAUCCCCAGUACCUUCCUCCAGGGGGGUGAGGGGAGCUUCCUGCUCAGGGUCUUCUCCUCUUCCCCCACCUCACUCAGUGCUGUGAAGACCCCGGGGCCCUCUUUGCCAUUGGUAACAGAGGGGGAGUGGGAGACAAACUACUUACGGGGCGCAUGGGUCACAGGGUCAUCGGCCGGGGGGAGCAGGAACUUCCUGUCUCACUGGCAGAACCCAAGGUUCCCGGUCACCAUGGGUGACAACAUAGCGGGGUCAACAGGGGUCAAUGUUAGGGUCACCCUCCACCAGAACUGCCCUGACACUGACCUCCAGGCCAUCGGCUUUCACCUGUACAAGACUCCAGAGGGACAGGAGCAGGCCGAGUCGACAGUACCCAGGGAGGAGGAACCGGUGGCCAGCUGCAUUCCUCACUGCUACACCCAGGCUGUCAGUCUGGCCUGCUGCCUUCCUCCAGGGGCCUAUGUCAUAGUGCCCUCCACCUACCAGCCUGACUCCCCAGGCCAGUUCACACUCACUGUGGCUCGCAAAAUACACAGGAGAGUGGUGAAGAGUCAGGAAAGACUGGGGAGAGCCAUUCAAGAGGUCUCUCACAUAUCUGUGAUGCGUAGUUAGCUCUGGGAGCUGUGCUGCCGCUCUGCUGACGUGGGCUCACAUCACUUCGGCCCUUGGCCACACAUGAAAGGAGCGGGUCUCCCCCCCUCUUCCCCAUGCCGAACACUGUGUGUGUUUGUGUGCGCACGCACGGCCUGGGCUCAGGGCCUUUAUCCCCAGCCUGGCGAGGCUCAGGGAGCCGAUCGGCAUCUCUUCUUUCUUUCUGUCUCUCUCUCUCCCUUUCUCUCUCUCUCCCGGCUGCGAUUAGCACAUCACAGGUUGUCGUUGGGCCAGGCGCUAAUGGGAGCUGACGGGGCUGGCCGGUGUAAACAAACAGCCGCCAUUGAAGAGGCCCGCUCACUAUGCUCACUCGCUGGCCCGUCGGCCUGGGACAAAGGGCCCACUCAUGGAGCUCCUUGCUGGGGCAGAGAGGGCAGAAGCAAGGGGUCGGACCUCACCACACUGCAGUGCACCCACCCAGCCUCAGACCCAAACCCCAGGGCUGCCUGUGACUGAACUUUGCCUUCAUCCAUGCCCCCAGAGUAGAUAGAAGUUUCCCCUAACCAUUGAUAUUUUGUCAUCCCCUUAAUGUUUGAGUUUAGGAUUAAGGGUGUGGUGAAUGUGAUUAUAAAUAUUUGGCUAAGGACAGCUUUAACAUCAAGCCCUUGUCCUCCGACCACAAACAGAGUAGCCCCCUCACCCCACAACCCCCACACCUGAGACUCUGCUGCAGCCCCCCCGUCCCUAUCACCCUCACACCCAUAGAACUGGACCUGGACUGCUGUUUGAAGUGGCUGCAUGAUGAACAGUACAGGGGGCGAUAUGGGGCGAAGCGGCACUACUUAAGGCAACAGAUUCUUUGGAAGAAGCCGCCAGUGUUUUGGCUCUGCACGCAGUGGCUGAAAAGGCAGGGUGUGUGUGUGUUUGUGUUUGUGUGUUGCUGGUGUGGUAACUAACUUGGGUACCACUGCCACUCCAACUGUUGACUGAUUACAAUGGUUUUAUUAUCUGAGAGUAUUACUGUGUUAUUGUACUUUUGUUGUCAGUGUGUUUGUGUGUUUAAAUAUACAGAAGAUGCAGGUGCUGAUUGAACUAUAAUAAAGUUGUAUCCUGCAAACCACA
Messenger RNA from Oncorhynchus mykiss (rainbow trout), 3686 nucleotides. It is a transcript of the gene capn10, whose product is annotated as calpain 10. The record is from RefSeq and is a predicted model, not a curated record. Gene Ontology annotation, cellular component: cytoplasm. NCBI's taxonomy places the organism in Eukaryota, Metazoa, Chordata, Actinopteri, Salmoniformes, Salmonidae. Gene Ontology annotation, biological process: proteolysis. Gene Ontology annotation, molecular function: calcium-dependent cysteine-type endopeptidase activity.